Messenger RNA from Colletotrichum truncatum, 1041 nucleotides. NCBI's taxonomy places the organism in Eukaryota, Fungi, Ascomycota, Sordariomycetes, Glomerellales, Glomerellaceae. The record is from RefSeq and is a predicted model, not a curated record.
AUGCGCCGUGCAGCUGUGAGGAGUACGCGCCGCCUUAAGGUCACCGUGGAGGCGUGUCGCCCCCCUCGCAUUUUCCCGUCUUCAGUUCCUCCUUCCGAUGCUUCAACCAUCUACUUUCUCCCCAAGUUCAACGACGGAUAUUUGACCAUCUGCCCCGGCCCCUUCAACGAUAGCAAUCAUUCGAUUACGCCACUAGAAAUGUCGCCAAAGAAGACGCAGGGAUGGGUGGAGCAACUCUCUCUUCUCAUUGACAUAGAAGGGCGUGAGCCUGACUGGCUCUGGAUCGCUUGGGAGUUCGGCAUUACUGCUGUGUUCAACAGGGUCGGCGAAAGACUAGCAUUUGGCGCUCCCAUUCCAGAAACCAAGCCUGCCUCCUCAGCUUUCACCUCUCCUGGCGGUGCUUUUGGUGUUUCUAGGCCGCAGGUAUCUUAUCUCAACGAACUUUCCAAAGUGAGCACCGUCAGUUCAUUCAGCUCCAUGGCGCUCCCUCCGGGAGUCGAAGAAUCUAUUACGCGGAUGAGGGAAAGGAUGAUCGAGUGCAUGCUGACGGGGCUGUACGAGUACAGCGAAGCAUUGAUCGACUGGGUCAAUGACCCUAACCCCUCUGUUAGCUCUCCCCAGGUUCAGCGGUGCGCCCAUUCCAAACGAGACUGCGUUGCACUCCAGUUUGGGUCAUUGACUCUCGGUUUGUCCGAAGACCUUUGGCCGAGAAGGGAUGCUAAAGACGUCCCACUCAGCCCGGCCCAGUUGCGGACAAGGCUCCUUGAUAUCAAGCUGUCAGACUGUGAAAACAACGAUUUCAAGCAAACUAGAAGAGACGGCCGUCAUUCGUCUAAGCAGGCAAAGGUCUACUGCGGAGAUUUCGGCAAGAUAUCAAAGCGAAUCGAAGAUGUGCCGUUCCAGCAACCACCAUUCGCCAAUGACAUGCAGCUCAACCAUCUGACGGACAGAUUUGCUAUAGUAGGUAUAUCAUGUGACUUCGUACCGGUUCCUAUACUUAGGAAACAGAAAACAGAAAAUAGAAUAAAUAUCCGUUCAUAG